CAAGAACAUACACUGGCUCUGGCUCUCCUUGUGGAGAGAGCUGGAGAAAUAAAUGGCAGCUACUCCAACCCAACUCUCACUACUCUCCAAACCAUCACCAUAUGAACGCUUAAACCAAACCAUUCCUCGAACCAGACUCACUCCAACCAAAACCACCGGUCGGUUCAAAUGUCUGGCCAGCCAGAGCGGCUUCUUCACGAAGCUUGGGAGAUUAAUCAAAGAGAAAGCCAAGAGCGACGUCGACAAAAUAUUCUCAGGUUUCUCAAAAACCAGAGACAACCUCGCCGUAGUUGAUGAGCUUCUUCUUUACUGGAACCUCUCCGAUACCGACAAAAUCCUCGACGAACUUGAAGAGAUACUGUUAGUGUCUGAUUUUGGACCGAGGAUUACAAUUAAGAUAGUGGAGAGCUUGCGGGAAAAUAUAUUAUCUGGAAAGCUUAAAUCCGGCAGCGAAAUUAAGGAUGCAUUGAAGAAGAGUGUGCUUGAAUUCUUAAUCAAUAAAGGCAAGAAAACUGAACUUCAACUUGGAUUCAGGAAGCCUGCUGUUAUUUUGAUCGUUGGUGUCAAUGGAGGUGGGAAGACUACAUCUCUUGGAAAGCUGGCACACAGGUUGAAGAAUGAAGGGGCAAAAAUAUUGAUGGCUGCGGGUGAUACAUUUAGGGCAGCUGCCAGCGAUCAGUUGGAGAUUUGGGCUGAAAGGACCGGAUGUGAGAUUGUUGUAGCUGAAAAGGAAAAUGCAAAGGCAUCAUCAGUUAUUUCACAGGCUGUUAAAAGAGGGAAAGAACAAGGAUUUGAUGUUGUUUUAUGCGACACAUCUGGACGGCUUCAUACAAACUACAGCCUUAUGGAAGAGUUGAUUGCAUGUAAGAAAGCUGUCAGCAAAGUUGUUCCUGGAGCACCUAAUGAGAUCCUUCUAGUGCUGGAUGGCAACACUGGUUUGAAUAUGCUUCCUCAAGCGAGAGAGUUCAAUGAAGUGGUUGGAAUAACCGGGUUGAUUUUGACUAAACUCGACGGUUCUGCUAGAGGUGGCUGUGUGGUCAGUGUAGUAGAUGAGCUUGGCAUCCCUGUAAAAUUCGUGGGUGUUGGAGAAGGUGUUGAAGAUCUCCAACCCUUUGAUGCUGAGGCCUUUGUCAACGCUAUAUUUCCAUAAACCCUAUGAUGUGGUUAGUACUUGGUACACGGUGUGUACCUAGUAGUUUGACCAGAACUCAAUUAUUCUCAAACAACAUCAGGUGAUCAUUUCUAAACUAGGCACUUGUUUUAUUAUUUACAGAGUGAUCGGUCUUGCGAAUAGCUGAUAGGUCCUGAAGGUAUUGCUUCUGUGACAAGGGCAAGUAUUCAAAAUGCAAAAUGCACAGAUGUGAAGUGGCUUCAUUUGAAUGUCCUGCCCCUUUCUCUUGACGGGAUUACUAAUGCAAGUUAAUGUUGUAUCUACAUAAUAGUGAGCGUUUUGAAUGAACGCUUGAAAAUUGAAAUUCUAAACUGAGGAAUGUUUUUAUUA
Mercurialis annua (annual mercury) is the source of this 1501-nucleotide messenger RNA. RefSeq names its product cell division protein FtsY homolog, chloroplastic. Gene Ontology annotation, molecular function: signal recognition particle binding; GTPase activity; ATP hydrolysis activity. Lineage: Eukaryota; Viridiplantae; Streptophyta; Magnoliopsida; Malpighiales; Euphorbiaceae. The record is from RefSeq and is a predicted model, not a curated record. Bases 53 to 1150 code for a protein of 365 amino acids. The transcript has 11 exons. Gene Ontology annotation, cellular component: membrane. Gene Ontology annotation, biological process: SRP-dependent cotranslational protein targeting to membrane.